AUGUCUCAACCCCAGGCACCUACCGCCCCUGAUACUGCCGCCAACGCCCUGUCCCGGGACACUUGGUCCAAGGACUGCGUCGUCUUCAACGGAGAAAACGGUCCGAUCAUCGCCAGUGGCAAUUCUUUCGGCCCCGGCAUCUCCAAGGUCAAGGCAAGAUUGUGCAGUCUGAAGUUCGUCGACACUACGUUCUGUCAUGCGCUGCGGAUCGACAUCCCCCUUGGUCUAGACAAUGAGGAUCGCGGCUUUGGUAAAGUCUACCAGUAUAGGGGAUUAGGCCACAUAGAUCCUGUUGAUUAUCGGAGCAUCACCCUCAGGUUUCCUGUGGGCGACAACAAGUGGGACUUCGAGCCAGCACCUCCUGAGUUGCUCUCACGGUUCCCGGAUCGCGACGACAGGAAGUACUGCUUUGUAACCGUCCACUUGCGGGAGAACCCAACCGUCGUCGGCUAUGGCUUGCCUUUCGCCAACGCGUCGGCGCCCGAGCUUGAGGAUUGGUACUAG
Molecule: messenger RNA, 504 nt
Organism: Colletotrichum spaethianum
Lineage: Eukaryota; Fungi; Ascomycota; Sordariomycetes; Glomerellales; Glomerellaceae
Exons: 2
Coding region: 1-504 (167 amino acids)
Source: RefSeq, a predicted model, not a curated record